Molecule: messenger RNA, 9394 nt
Organism: Antechinus flavipes (yellow-footed antechinus)
Lineage: Eukaryota; Metazoa; Chordata; Mammalia; Dasyuromorphia; Dasyuridae
Gene: CLIP1
Product: CAP-Gly domain containing linker protein 1
Exons: 25
Coding region: 1409-7849 (2146 amino acids)
Biological process (GO): cytoplasmic microtubule organization; positive regulation of microtubule polymerization
Cellular component (GO): nucleus; cytoplasm; microtubule plus-end
Molecular function (GO): microtubule plus-end binding
Source: RefSeq, a predicted model, not a curated record
AGAGAGAGAAAGGCGGAGGGGGCAGGGAGACAGAGGAAGGGGGAGGGAAAACAGAGAGACAGAGACAGAGAGAAAAGCUCAAGAAGGAACAUAAGAGAGAAUGUGGAAAGGGCCUGAAGAGGAUCAAGAGAAAGGGAUUUGAGGAGACAGAGAAUAAAGGACCUUGGGGAGAUAGAAAAGGAAGCUGAGGAGAAAAGAGGGAGAGAAGAGAAGUGGGGAGCUAGAAAUAGGGAGCUAGGAAGACAGGAGAGAGACAGAUAUAUACAAGCACAGACAGGCAGGAGAAGGGCACUAGGGAGGAAAGAGAAGAGAGUUAAGAGAAUCAAGAGAAACCAAAGAGGAAGAAAGAGGAAUAGAUUUGGAGACAGGAAGAAGGAAACCGAAAAAUAAGAAAACAAAAUACACAGAAGCGGAGAGAAACAGACACGAUAGAGAUAGAAACAAGAAAUAGACUGAAAUAGACUCUAGACUGACUACAAGAAGGAGACCGAGGAAGCAGGUAGAUGAAGACUGAAAAAGGAGCUGGAGGAGAAAGCGGGAGGAAAGGGAGAGGGCUUGGGGCAAGGGCAAGGCAGUUAAAGGGAAGCUUGUUUGGCUGGAGGGAGGGGAGGAAGGAGAUACCCGUACAGACCCAGCCGCAGACUCUCAGCCCGGCUCAUAGAAACCACAGGCAGAGUCAGCUGACCACAGACAGACAGACAGAGACACAGACAGACGCAAGUCCACAGGCAUUCCCAUAAACACAGUCACUUCGACAUAGGAUGGCCUGACACACUGACACACUGACACACACACGCACAGACCCACGGCAGGUACCCCGACACCCACAGACGCAGGAUGUCCAGACACACAAGCGCAGACACAUAGAUGCUCGGCCACAGCCACACCCCCAAAUCCAGAUACAGACCCACGGCCGCGCGGACACUCACACAAAGACAGACAGACGCCCCCAGCCGGGCCACACGCCCAGCCCCGAGCGCAGGCGGGCGGGCACCAUCGCGGCCCCUUUAAGAGGGGCGUGGCCUCACGUCACGUUGUCCUCCUUGGUCCCCCCUCCCGGUCGGAGCGGAGACUUCGCUGGAGGCGCGCGGAGGAGGCGGCUGCGCCGAGGCUGCUACUGCUGCUGCAGUGACUGACUGACUGAGCGAGCGGGGUUGUCGACUGAGGCGGCGCUUGAGUCUGGAGAGCGAGAGGCAACGGCGGCGGCGGCGGCGGCGAUAGGCGACAGGCGAGCUCGGCCCGACAGGUGGCGGCGGCGGCGGCGCGGACCCAUCUGGACCCGGCGCGGUCCCAUCCCGGUUUCACUCAAAGACUGACUUCAGCAUAGGAGCACCUAUAUUUAUAUCAAUGGUUGGGAAAAGAUAGUGACCAGAAGCAAAGGAGAAAACAUCUUGGUAUAAUACGGAAGAUGAGUAUGCUAAAACCAAGUGGGCUUAAGGCCCCUACUAAGAUCAGUAAGCCUGGAUCUACUGCCUUGAAGACACCUGCUGCUGUUCCAGCUCCAGUAGAAAAGGCAUUAUCCAUUGAUAAAACAGCAAGUACACCAUCCCCUGAGACUCAUGAAGAGUUUGUUGAUGACUUUCGAGUUGGGGAACGUGUUUGGGUCAAUGGCAACAAGCCUGGAUUCAUCCAGUUUCUUGGGGAAACACAGUUUGCACCAGGCCAGUGGGCUGGAAUUGUAUUGGAUGAACCAAUUGGCAAGAAUGAUGGGUCAGUGGCAGGAGUUCGGUAUUUCCAGUGUGAACCUUUAAAAGGCAUCUUUACAAGACCUUCCAAGUUGACGAGGAAAGUGAUGAGCGAAGAUGAAGCCAAUGGCACGCAGGCUCCUCCUGCUUCCCGAGCCACGUCCCCCCUCUCCACCUCCAUGACUAGCAUGGCGUCCUCCUCUUCAGCUGCACCUUCCCCCUCUGCUGUGCCCCAUAAAGUCUCCCAACCUGUAGCUAAGGAGUCUUCCACUACUCCUCAGGUCAGCAACCUCACUAAAACUGCCAGUGAAUCGAUCUCCAACCUUUCAGAAGCUGGAUCCGUAAAGAAAGGUGAAAGAGAGCUGAAAAUUAAUGAUCGAGUCUUGGUUGGUGGCACAAAAGCUGGGGUAGUAAGAUUUCUUGGAGAGACAGACUUUGCCAAAGGAGAAUGGUGUGGUGUAGAAUUGGAUGAACCUCUUGGAAAGAAUGAUGGAGCAGUUGCUGGUACAAGGUAUUUUCAGUGUCAACCCAAAUAUGGUUUGUUUGCUCCUGUUCAUAAAGUGACAAAGAUUGGCUUCCCUUCUACGACACCAGCCAAAGCCAAGGCUGCCGCUGUGAGGAAGGUGAUGGGGACCCCUGGCAGUCUGAAACGUAGCCCUUCGGCCUCCUCUCUCAGCUCUCUGAGUUCGGUAGCCUCCUCCGUAAGCAGCAAGCCCAGUCGUACAGGAUUAUUGACUGAAACUUCUUCAAGAUAUGCCAGGAAGAUCUCCGGCACCACCGCCCUCCAAGAGGCUCUGAAGGAGAAGCAGCAGCACAUCGAGCAGCUGCUGGCCGAGAGGGACCUAGAGAGGGCGGAGGUGGCGAAAGCCACGAGCCACGUGGGGGAGAUAGAGCAGGAACUGGCUCUGGCUCGGGAUGGACACGAGCAGCAUGUCCUGGAAAUGGAAGCAAAGAUGGACCAGCUACGAGCUAUGGUGGAAGCUGCUGAUAGGGAGAAGGUGGAGCUUCUAAAUCAACUAGAGGAAGAAAAAAGGAAGGUUGAAGACCUUCAGUUCAGAGUGGAGGAGGAAUCUAUUACCAAAGGCGAUCUUGAGGUGGCUACAGUUUCAGAAAAGUCUCGUAUUAUGGAACUAGAAAGAGACUUAACAUUACGAAUACAGGAAGUAGCUGAGCUUCGAAGAAGUUUGGAGUCCAAUAAACCAGCUGGUGAUGUGGACACUUCACUCUCCCUUUUGCAAGAGAUUAGCACUUUGCAGGAAAAAUUAGAAGCCAUGCAUGUUGAUCACCAGCAUGAAAUAAUUUCUCUAAAGGAACAUUUUGGAGCAACAGAGGAAAGUCAUCAAAAGGAGGUAAAAGCACUUCAUGCAGCAUCCGAAAAACUCUCAAAGGAGAAUGAGUCUUUGAAAAGCAAGCUGGAUCAUGCUAACAAGGAGAAUUCUGAAGUGAUAGCUCUAUGGAAGUCAAAGUUGGAAUCUGCCAUUGCUUCCCAUCAACAGGCAAUGGAAGAGCUCAAAGUUUCAUUUAGCAAGAGUGUUGGGACUGAGACAGCAGAAUUUGCUGAACUAAAGACACAAAUUGAAAAAUUGAAACUAGACUAUCAGGAUGAAAUAGAGAAUUUGAAAUGCAAACAAGAUUCUGAACGGUCUGCUCAUGCUAAAGAAAUGGAAAUCCUAAAGAACAAACUGAUGAAAAUCAUUAAAGAAAAGGAGCAAGGUUUAGAAGGCCUCAAACUCCAAAUGGAAAAAGCGGAAGACCAACAUCUCGUAGAGAUGGAAGACGCCUUAAACAAAUUGCAGGAAGCAGAGAUAAAGGUAAAAGAGCUAAAGGUACUGCAAGCCAAAUACAAUGAGCAAACCGAUGUUAUUGAUAAUAUUACAUCACAGCUCAAGGCUACCGAAGAAAAACUCUUGGACCUUGAUGCACUUUGGAAAGCCAAUUCCGAAGGUAAAUUGGAAGUGCAAAAACUUAGCCAGAAGCUUGAGGCAGCUGAGAAACAAAUUAAAAAUUUAGAGAUGGAAAAAAUUGCCACAAGUGGCAAGGCUAGUCACAUAACAAAAGAACUACAGGGGAAAGAGUUAAAGCUCAUUAAUCUUCAGAAAAAUUUGAGUGAAGUGAGUCAAGUGAAAGAUGAUUUGGAAAAAGAACUUCAGAUUUUGAAAAAAAAGUUUGCAGAUGCUUCAGAGGAAUCAGUGGCUAUUCAACAAAAAAUGCAAGAAACGCUAAAUAAACUACACCAAAAAGAAGAACAGUUUAGUGCUCUGUCUUCUGAUCUGAAGAAAUUGAAAUAUAAUAUGUCAGAUAUGGAAGAGAAAUUUAAAGAGAAGGAUGAAAGAGAGCAGCAGUUAAUGGAAACAAAGGAAAAACUAGAAAGUGAAAUUGUAGAAAUCAUGAAGAUGUCUGGAGAUAAUUCUUCCCAGUUGACAAAAAUGAAUGAAGAACUUAGGCUGAAAGAUAAAUUUGUGGAAGAAUUACAGCUCCGGCUUUCAAAGGCAAAUGAUGAAGCAGCUCUUCUGCAGAAAAGUAUUGGGGAAGCAACUUUGAAAGCUGAGCAAGAUCAGAAGAAUAUAAUUGCAAAGCAUGAGGAAGAAAAGAGGGAAUUACAGAAGAAAGUGUUAGAUCUGGAAAAGCAAAUUGAGGUAAGCCACAGCCAGUGCAAGGACCUCCAAGCUAGACAUGAAAAAGCCAAUUCUGAGACAAUCACAAAACAUGAAGCAGUUCUGCAUGGUCUGAAGAAAGCUUUGUUGGAUACUGAGGGAACCCUGAAAGAGGCCCAAAGGAAGAACACUGAUUUAUUGAAGGAGAUGGAAGAACUGAAAAAGCAAGCCGACAAAGCCAAAUCUCUAACUUAUUUGUUAGCAUCAACCAAAAAAGAGAUUGAACUAAUGUCAGAAGAGCUGAGGGGUCUGAAAUCAGAGAAGCAGCUUCUUGCAGAGGAGGGGAAUGCUUUAAAAUUAGACAAAGGUUCACUCUUAUCAAAACUUGUUGAGGUGGAGGCCAAGAUCUCUUUACUGCAGGAAGACCAGCGGAAGCUGUGGUUAAUAAAUGAAACUCUUAAUUUGGAGAAGGAAAAAAUCCUAGAAGAAAAGCACGAUGUAGAAAAGUUGUAUGAGGAAGAGCACCUCAACAAAGAAGCUUUAGAUAUUGAGAGAGAAAAGUUACUGGAAGAAAUUAAUACUGCACAGGAAGAAUUCUUGAAGAUAAAUGUAGAAAAUGAUAGCUUGCAAGCUUCCAAAAAAAGCAUGCAGACCCUUGUAGAAGACCUUCAGAGACAUAAUGAUUCCUUAAUUACUGAAUCCAAGAAGAAUCAUAAGGAAAAGGUUGAAUUAGAGAAUCAGCUGAAGAAACUUACUAUUGAAAAUAUUACCUUGGCUAAAAAUAAGGAUGAUAUUGUCGUAAAACUUCAGAACUCCUUUGAAGAACUGGCAAGAGAUCAAAAAAACUUGGUACAAGAAGUUGAAGAGCUUACAAAUGAGAAGAAGUCAUACUUAGAAAAGCAAACAGGCCUUAAUACUCUGUGUGCAGCCUUAAAGAAAGAGAAGGAUGAUCUUCUUCAAAGUAACAAGGAUCUACAGAGUGAGAAAGAUGAACUACUCAGGAAACAAGAAAAGCUGAAUGUUGGCUUGGAAGCAGUUCUCCAUGACAAACAGGUGCUUAGCAUGGAAAUUAACAGGCUGCAGACUCAGCUGGAUGACUCAAAUAAGUUGCUUAAAGAUGCAGAGAAAGUGGCUGUGGAGCUUCAGUCUUCAAAAGCAAGUCUAAUGAAAUUUCUUGAAGAAAUUAAGACCAGUAGGGAGAUUACAGAUUCUGAAUGUAUCCAGCUUCUACAAGAAAAAGAAACUUUGACUUCAUCUCAGAACAGGCUUUUGUUCGAAAAUGAAGAACUCUUAAAUGAAAAUAAAAUGCUUUCUGAAAAACUUGUCAAAUGCUCAGAAGAUGCUGCUCACAAAGAGAUAGCUCUGAAUGAGAAGAUUGGUUAUCUGGCUGCAGAGAAAGAAGUUGCUUGUCAGAAGUCCUUAAAGUUUAAAAAGCAGCUGGAUGGUCUCCUAAAAGAAACAUCUCUGUUAGAAACACAAAAAACAAGCUUGCUUCAAGAAAGAGACACUUCACUCAAAGCCAUGAGUGACCUUAAAAGGAAAUUUGAUCAAGAAACUGCCAACAGAAGAAUCAUUAUUCAAGAGAAAAUGAAACUUCUUAGUACUAUUGAGACUCUGAAGAAGGAGCUUCAGGAUAAAGAAAAAGAAAGCCAGGAACUAUUGACCAACAAACAUGAUUUUUCUUUGAUGCUAGAAGAAGUUGAGGGAGCCAAAAAGAAUUUAGAAAAGGAAUAUGCUGAUCUGUUGGAAAUCAAAGACAGUUUGGAAGUUGAGCUUAAGACUUGCUAUUCUGAAAAGGAUAUCUUGCUUCAGGAUGGGUAUAGCUUGCAAGAAGAAUGUCAGAAAUUAAAUGAAGAGGUCAAUGAAGUGCAACAGGCCUUAAUCCUUGAAAGAGAAGCUAGAGAGCAGGACAAGGAGAGUUCUCUGUCAGAAAAUAAUAAGCUACAAAGUCAAAUUGUGUUCCUGCAACAGGAAUUAGAAAAAUCAGCACUUUGCAAUAAAGAACUUCAGUCUGAAAAUUUAAUCCUGGCCCAGGAGAAAGGAAAAUCAGAGCAACAAGUUGUGAAAAUUGUUAAGGAAAAGGAAGUUUUGAGUGCAGAGACUGCUCAGCUUGCUGCUAAAAUAGACAGUUUGAAAAAUGAUUUUGCUUCUUUGACUAAAUCCAAGUCAGAGUUGCAAGAUCUGCACAGUUGCCUCACCAAGAUAUUGGAAGAUCUCCGGCUAAGCCAUGAGGUGACCACUGCCGAGAAAGCUAAACUAAUACAAGAGAAUAACAAUCUCCUUGCUGACAAUAGAGAAGUCAUGCUGAAGAAGGAAGAGCUUCUGAAGGAAUUGAAAGAGAAGGAGAAGAUGGCAGAGAACUACUUUACUCUCCAGAAGGAGAUUAGUCAGUUAGCCAAAACCAACAGUAAUAUUUCAGCAAACCUCCUAGAAUCACAGAGUGAGAAUCGGAUCUUGCGGAAAGACAAGAGCAAGCUUACUCUGAGAAUUAGAGAGCUAGAGACCCUUCAGUCAUACACGGUUGCUCAAACAGCAGAAGAUGCCAUGCAGCUAAUGGAACAGAUGACCAAAGAGAAGACAGAAACUCUUGCUUCCUUGGAGGAUACCAGGCAAACAAAUGAAAAACUGAAAAAUGAAUUGGAUGCACUUAAAGAAAACAACUCAAAAAAUGUUGAAGAAUUGAACAAAUCAAAGGAACGUUUGACAGUAGAGAACCAAAAAAUGGAGGAGUUCAGGAAAGAAAUAGAAGCCUUGAAGCAGGCAGCGGCUUGGAAGUCCCAACAGCUUUCAGCGUUGCAAGAGGAGAACCUGAAACUUGCUGAGGAGCUGGGAAGAAGCAGAGAGGAGGUCACAAGUCAUCAGAAGCUGGAGGGCGAAAGAUCUGUACUCAAUAACCAGCUGUUAGAGAUGAAAAAGAGAGAAUCCGUGUACAAAGCAGACACUGAUGAAGAGAGAGCUUCCUUACAGAAAUCCAUCAGUAUUACUAGUGCCUUGCUCACAGAAAAGGACGCAGAAUUGGAAAAACUCAGAAAUGAGGUCACAGUGCUCCGGGGAGAAAAUGCUUCUGCCAAGUCUUUACAUUCAGUUGUCCAAUCACUAGAGUCUGAUAAGGUGAAGCUAGAGCUGAAGGUGAAGAACCUGGAGCUGAAACUGAAAGAAAACCAGAGGCAGCUGAGCGGCUUCGGAGGUAAUUCUGAAGAAGAAGAAAGAGCUCAAGAGAGCCAGAUUGAUUUCCUGAAUUCAGUAAUAGUGGAUCUUCAGAGGAAAAAUCAAGACUUGAAGAUGAAGGUAGAAAUGAUGUCAGAAGCCGCUCUCAAUGGCAAUGAUCUGAAUAACUAUGACAGUGAUGACCAGGAGAAACAGUUCAAGAAGAAACCUCGCCUUUUCUGUGACAUUUGUGACUGCUUUGACCUCCACGACACUGAGGACUGUCCCACCCAGACCCAGGUGUCUGAGGAUCCUCCUCAUUCCACACACCACGGCAGCCGGAGUGAGGAGCGCCCCUACUGUGAGAUCUGUGAGAUGUUUGGGCACUGGGCCACCAACUGUAAUGACGACGAGACCUUCUGAUGGCCCCGUCAGAACGUCAUCUUUUCCAGAUGCACACACACUUGGACAAUGGAACACCAGCAUUUGUGUGGGCAGAUUUCAGGAAGACUCAUAUUAUUUUUUGACCCCUUCAACAAAUCUUAAAAAAAAAAAAUAUUUUGAUCUUCCAUGAACAACCCUUUUUAUUCUUUCUUCAAGCUAAAGUUGAAAUAAUAAAUAGGUGAGUUGUCACCUCUUAUUUGUCUUUAUGUAUUUGAUAUUUAAUAAGACAUUUGCACCAAAUGCCAUUAUGUUACUUAUCCAUAGGGAAACCUCAUGGAGCAGAGAACUAUCCUUACGUUAUCUUAUUUAAAUAAAAUUUAAAAUUAUGAUGUUAAUUUUCAUAUUUGCACUAAAAAGUUUCAAGGCUGCAUUUGUACAUUUAGAUUUUUUUAAAAAUAGCUUUGACACUGGAAUGAGUUGAAAAAAGUGUUCCAUCUUACAUUUUCAUCUACUCAUUUAAAAUGUUUUAUUCUUGAUCAAAGAAUUUAUAAGCUCUUUGUGCUGCGCUACCUGGAUGUCAGUAGUGCCUUUAUUUCAGACUUGAUAUGUUGUGUAAUUAUAAAAUCAUGAAGCAGGUAAAGGAAGUGAGGACCCCUCAGAAUUGCUGUGGGGAACGACUUAGGACCUGGAGGCUGCAUAUUUACUAUUCUUUCUGGGAUUUUUGGUUUUUUUCAUUUUUGCAUAAUCUCAGUUUCUAUAUAUUGUGUAUAUAUUUUUAAAAAUCUCUAUUUUUUUGGGGAAAAAAGCAUACAGGAAGUUUUGUUUUCAGGUUUUUAACUUUAUUAAAGGAAAAAAAAAUUACAUCUCUUAUAUUCAUUACAACAUACCUGCCUAACCCAGAAAAAGCACCACAUGGCUUUGCAACUGUGAAGGUUUUUAUUUGGCUCUUUGAAAAACUUAUACAUUGGAGGAAUCUUUUUUUUUUCCCUAGAAAUUCACUCCUCCCUCUCUCCUGUCGCCAUUUUCCCUAGCAGCCGAUCACUUAAAUGAAGCAAAAUCUCAAUAAGAAAUAAAACCCUUAGGUUAACCAAUUUUCAGUCUUUUUCCCUGCUCCUUCCCCUUCUGCUUUUUCUGGUUUACUGUAUUUUUAGAUGAAUGUAAGUUGGGAAAUUCAACAUGAAUAAUUUUGGAUUUUCUUGUAGCAAAAAUAAAAUACAAAACCUCAUCCAAGAGAACAGUUUCUCAAACGGUUCAAAUUAUUUAUCUUCUCUUGAAUGUCUCAGAAUAUGUAAAGAAAUAGAUAUACCGUGUCUUCCAUUCAAUGUGUACAAUAUGAAUUUCCUUUUCUUCUACAAAUUGUAUAUAUGCCUUUGAUGUAUUUCCCUUUCCCCUAAGAUUAUAAACUGCAUAUUUGGCACAUGAAUAUAUUUUUAAAGAAAAAAAUACUUCUGUAAUCACCUGAAAGUCUGAGUUACAGGUGUAUGAUAAUAGGAAUUGUUCUAAGAAGCUAAACAUGUAAAGCAGUAUUAAACUUUGGCCAACUUAAGUGUUCUGUAUCUACUUUAAUAAAGGAUUAUUCUUUUG